AUGGGCGCACACUUCUCCCUCCCCUCUCGACGUCGGCGUCUGCGCCAGCGCCAGCGCCAGCUUGCCCGUCUCAAACUGGCUGAGGAAUCUUCUUCGUCAGAGUCUCAGGACUUGAAGCACCCAUUCCUCCCUCCCUCCACCAACAACAACCAGCUAGAUGCCAACUCCCAGGCCGUCAUCAACCAGCUUCUCGAUGAACUCGACUCGGGAAGCUGGAUGCCUAUUCCCAGCGGAGAUGAGAAACCCCUUCUUCCAAGCGAGAGAGCAGUCCGUGCCUACGUCAGCCAGAUGCGCAACGGCCUCUCCGCCCUUCUGGGCUAUGGUCCCAUCUCACGAAAUCAAAGCUGGUCUGAUGCCGUGGCAUAUGCCCGUGCCGUGAUCCAAGAUCCCACAGACUCUGUCCAGCGCUCAAAGGCUACCUGGGCAAGGUCAUGCUCGUCCAUCCACCGCGAGCUCAAGACGCGGUUCGGCCCAGCCGUGAUAUCAACAGCCCUCCAAGGCUGCCAGCGGCUCAUAGACGACCACUACAAUGGAAAGCGACUUGCCGUGUCACACGUCAACAAGAAGACCAGCUUCCGCGAGCAUUUCCCCCUGUCAAAGCCCAGCAUCUCGCAUCAUCCCUCCAGCAGCCCUCUCGCAGUUGGCGCCUACGAGUGUGCUUUUCUCUCCUGCUCUUUGAUAUCAUCAGCAUGGCUGUCUCCCGAAGAAGCGCUCAAGUACUCGGCUAUAUGCCACUUGUCAGUGUGUGACGACUACUGGAGCUUUACCAAGACAGAAACAGAGGUGCGAGUGCGAUUGGUCGCCCUUGGAAUCGGUGCUGCGCUCGAGUUUGGUGGCGAAGCAGUCAAUGUCCUGAUCGAUGGCACUGCACUACAAGAUGUUGGAUCAAGCAGUUCAGUUUCUCUCCAGGCUGCCAUGGCUUGGAGAGCAAUCAAUGGUGCUGCUACUGCGUAUAACGGACAUGUUCUCGCGAAUGACUCUCUCGAGGAUGGCCUCGUUUCGCCACAGAUCAUCAUGGCCGUCCACGACAUGUUCGACUGGAGGAGCGACCUCGCAGCAGGAAAUCACGAAAACGGCUUCUGCGUGGCAUAUGGGCUUGGACUCAGCGACCCCUUUCACGAAUACCUGGAGGCAAUCCUGACUCUUGCUGCAUCCCAUCCCACAUCUGGUGCCUACGCCAUCUCAGCCAUCACACUAGCCAGCUUCACAGCCUGUCGCUACUCGUCAUACAAAUACUUUGAAGUCGACGUCGAGCUUCCAGCCCCGUGUCCACGAUGCAUAGAACUUGUCAGAAAGUUGACAACAGAGGCAGGCUUCACAUGGGAGCCAAAGACACCCCCGAGGGGGCUUGAGGACGGAGAGCGUAUUCGAAAAGAUUGUCAGUUGUGGGCAGACAGGUACGAAGAUCAUGGGUUGAUACAAGAGGGGCUGAGCUGGUUUCAGUACCUCGUCGAGACAGGCAGGAUACGCGUGUUGGAUGCAUUGGUCAAGAUACCCGCGGUGGACGAGGACGCAGACUGGGCUUGA
This is a messenger RNA of Trichoderma reesei QM6a, 1527 nucleotides long. RefSeq lists its product as uncharacterized. The coding region runs from base 1 to 1527 and encodes 508 amino acids. The record is from RefSeq and is a predicted model, not a curated record. The transcript has a single exon. NCBI's taxonomy places the organism in Eukaryota, Fungi, Ascomycota, Sordariomycetes, Hypocreales, Hypocreaceae.